AUGUCUGGUCGAGGCAAAGGCGGGAAAGGCUUGGGCAAAGGUGGCGCCAAGAGACACAGGAAAGUCCUUCGGGAUAAUAUCCAGGGCAUCACCAAGCCUGCCAUUCGCCGGCUGGCUCGGCGCGGGGGCGUCAAGCGGAUUUCGGGACUCAUCUACGAAGAAACUCGGGGUGUUCUGAAAGUCUUCCUGGAGAAUGUGAUCCGCGACGCGGUGACCUACACCGAGCACGCCAAGAGGAAGACGGUCACGGCCAUGGAUGUGGUCUACGCCCUGAAGCGCCAAGGCCGGACUCUAUACGGCUUCGGCGGCUAA
Messenger RNA from Pseudonaja textilis, 312 nucleotides. Its product is annotated as histone H4. Lineage: Eukaryota; Metazoa; Chordata; Lepidosauria; Squamata; Elapidae. The record is from RefSeq and is a predicted model, not a curated record. Gene Ontology annotation, cellular component: nucleosome. Gene Ontology annotation, molecular function: structural constituent of chromatin; DNA binding; protein heterodimerization activity.